GGGAGAGCCCGGCCCGGGGCCGGGCGGAGGAGCAGGAAAGACCCCGGGGUCCCGCGGCGCGUGAAGUGGAACUUUCUUCCCCCGCCCCCUCCUCGGGACAAGCCCGGGCGGGGACGCGGGCUACUGGAAAGUCCGGCAGGGGAGGGGACCGCGGGUUUCGGUGCUCUGGGUGCGGAACGGGACAGGGAGCGGCUGGGGCCGCGCGAGGAGCGGCGAUUCCGGGAAGUGGCGGGGGGAGGGCGUCCGAAAGGGGCACCCGGUCCACCCUUUCUCGAGGCUUCCCGCUCCUCCCCACUCCGCACGGCGGGGCUUCAAGGGGCGCAGUGAGAAUGGGGAGCGGGGCGAGGGACGUGAGGGGGCGCCUCCUUGGGCUGCUGCCCGGGACCCUGACCUGGCCCCUUCCUCUGUCCCUUUUCUCACCUUGGUUGUCGCCCUGAGGCUACAACUAGAGCCCGGGAGACCCAGGGCCUUCUGGAGCCAGGGAGUGGUUGGGAAAGGAGGAGACCGUUUGGAGAGCAAACAGAUGGCCAGAGGGUUGAGUGAUUGGCGCCCAGGUACCCCACCUGAGGGGUCACGAAUGGGUGGGGAGGAGGAGGAAGAAGUUGGAGGCAGAGAAAGGGGGAGGGGGCGGGGUUUUGUCACCUGUCACCUGCUUUGGCUGAGCCUGGGGCGGGCCAGGGACCGGUAUAAAGCAGCGGGCGCUUGCGACUGCCCCACCUCCGCCACAGCGCCUCGCCGGGACUCCUCCGCCCCCUCCCCACCCUGCCGGCCUCCACCAUGACACCGGGCUUCCAGGUCCCUCUCUUCCUCCUGCUCCUGGCAGCCCUGCAGCUUCCAGCUGACACUGCACAGUCUACUGAUAACUCAUUCUCGACCACCAGCUCAGCCUCGAGCUUGACCACCACCCCCGGACACCACAGCAGCCGGUCGCCGUCCACCACACCUAGACAUCACAGCGGCCAGUCCCGUACCACAAACACCGGACACCACAGCGGCACGUCCCAGACCACCACCACCGGACACCACAGCGGCCAGUCCCCGACCACCAAGACCGGACACCAGAGCGGCCCGUCCCCGACCACCACGACCGGACACCACAGCGGCCCGUCCCCGACCCCAACGACCGGACACCAGAGCGGCCCGUCCCCGACCCCCACGACCGGACACCACAGCGGCCCGUCCCCGACCACCACGACCGGACACCACAGCGGCCCGUCCCCGACCACCACGACCGGACACCACAGCGGCCGGUCCCCGACCACCACGACCGGACACCACAGCGGCCCGUCCCCGACCACCACGACCGGACACCACAGCGGCCCGUCCCCGACCACCACCCCCGGACACCACAGCGGCCCGUCUCCGACCCCCACGACCGGACACCAGAGCGGCCCGUCCCCGACCACCACGACCGGACACCAGAGCGGCCCGUCCCGGACCACCACGACCGGACACCACAGCGGCCCGUCCCCGACCACCACCACCGGACACCACAGCGGCCCGUCCCCGACCACCACCACCGGACACCACAGCGGCCCGUCCCCGACCACCACCACCGGACACCACAGCGGCCGGUCCCCGACCACCACCACCGGACACCACAGCGGCCCGUCCCCGACCACCACGACCGGACACCACAGCGGCCCGUCCCCGACCACCACGACCGGACACCACAGCGGCCCGUCCCCGACCACCACCACCGGACACCACAGCGGCCGGUCCCCGACCACCACCACCGGACACCACAGCGGCCCGUCCCCGACCACCACGACCGGACACCACAGCGGCCCGUCCCCGACCACCACGACCGGACACCACAGCGGCCCGUCCCCGACCACCACCACCGGACACCACAGCGGCCGGUCCCCGACCACCACCACCGGACACCACAGCGGCCCGUCCCCGACCACCACGACCGGACACCACAGCGGCCCGUCCCCGACCACCACCCCCGGACACCACAGCGGCCCGUCCCCGACCCCCACGACCGGACACCAGAGCGGCCCGUCCCCGACCCCCACGACCGGACACCAGAGCGGCCCGUCCCGGACCACCACGACCGGACACCACAGCGGCCCGUCCCCGACGACCACCACCGGACACCACAGCGGCCCGUCCCCGACCACCACCACCGGACACCACAGCGGCCCGUCCCCGACCACCACCACCGGACACCACAGCGGCCGGUCCCCGACCACCACCACCGGACACCACAGCGGCCCGUCCCCGACCCCCACGACCGGACACCAGAGCGGCCCGUCCCGGACCACCACGACCGGACACCACAGCGGCCCGUCCCCGACCACCACCACCGGACACCACAGCGGCCCGUCCCCGACCACCACGACCGGACACCACAGCGGCCCGUCCCCGACCACCACGACCGGACACCACAGCGGCCCGUCCCCGACCACCACCCCCGGACACCACAGCGGCCGGUCCCCGACCACCACCCCCGGACACCACAGCGGCCCGUCCCCGACCACCACCCCCGGACACCACAGCGGCCCGUCCCCGACCACCACGACCGGACACCACAGCGGCCCGUCCCCGACCACCACGACCGGACACCACAGCGGCCGGUCCCCGACCACCACCCCCGGACACCACAGCGGCCCGUCCCCGACCACCACCCCCGGACACCACAGCGGCCCGUCCCCGACCACCACCACCGGACACCACAGCGGCCGGGCCCCGACCACCACGACCGGACACCACAGCGGCCCGUCCCCGACCACCACCCCCGGACACCACAGCGGCCCGUCCCCGACCACCACCCCCGGACACCACAGCGGCCCGUCCCCGACCACCACCCCCGGACACCACAGCGGCCCGUCCCCGACCACCACGACCGGACACCAUGGGGUCCCGACCUCGACCCGCAGCUCAGCCUCGAGCUCGACCGCCGCUUCCGGACAGCACGGUGGCACAUCCCCGAGCCACGUCCCGCCCGCCAGCACCGCUCACCGUGGCCCGGAACCUCCCACGCCCUCCUAUCACAGCACUUCUCCCCAGUCUCUGAGCAUCUCUGUCUUUUCGCUGUCCUUCUCCAUCGAGAACCGUCAUUUUAACUCUUCUCUGGAAGAUCCGGGCUCUAGCUACUACCAGGAGCUGCAGAGGAACAUUUCUGAGUUGUUUUGGCAGAUUUAUAAGAAGGAAGGUUUUCUGGGCCUCUUUAAUAUCAAAUUCAGAGCAGGAUCGGUGGUGGUCGAAUCGAGCCUGGCCUUCCGAAAGGGUGCCACGGAUGCCCACAGCGUGCAGACACAGUUGGAAGAGAACAAAAAAAAAUUUGCCGCAUAUCACCUGUCCAUCUCGAAUGUCAGGGCACAAGAUGUGUCGCCCCUUUCCUCUGGCCAGUCUGGGUCUGGGGUACCUGGCUGGGGCAUUGCUCUGCUGGUGCUGGUCUGUGUCCUGGUGGCACUCGCCAUCAUCUGUGUCAUUGCUCUGACGGUGUGUCAGUGCUGCCGAAAGAACUGUGGGCAGCUGGACAUCUUCCCAGCCCGCGACGCCUAUCACCCUAUGAGCGAGUACCCCACCUACCACACCCACGGGCGCUACGUGCCUCCGGGCAGCAGACGCAGCCCCUAUGAGGAGGUCUCUGCAGGCAACGGGGGCUUCGCGUCCGUGAACCCGAGCACGUCAGCCACUUCCGCCAACCUGUAGGCGCGCAUUGCCGCCGAGCGUCCAGAUUGCAGUGCCACGUGCCCUCCCCCAGGCUCCUCACUGCCAGAGUCCUCUCGACUCGGGUCUGUGCCUCGCUGCUGAGCUGGGAGCUCAGGCAGGCUGCUCACAGGCCCCACCGGGUCCCCCUAACCCACGUACGUCAGCCCCGCUGAAGCCCAUCCAAGCCCCUUGGGGACAGGCCCGGGGCAGGGGCUCCCAGGAGGACUGGCCCAGAAAGCCCCAAGUUGGAAAUGUGAACGGGACUGGGGCUGAAUAAAAAGGGAACCUCUUCUGUGCUGA
Molecule: messenger RNA, 3963 nt
Organism: Mustela lutreola (European mink)
Lineage: Eukaryota; Metazoa; Chordata; Mammalia; Carnivora; Mustelidae
Gene: MUC1
Product: mucin 1, cell surface associated
Exons: 7
Coding region: 778-3663 (961 amino acids)
Cellular component (GO): apical plasma membrane
Source: RefSeq, a predicted model, not a curated record